UGUGGUAAGUAGCGAUGGGACUUUCUGAAUUGCCGCAGCGCUGCGCAGAGCAACCAUCACAUAGCCUGCGAAUUCAGUGGAUUCGAGAGACUUGGAAUAGGGUCAGUUGCACCCAAAACUGGAGAUGCAGCCGAGAGAAAGAAUGCGCAAACAUAAAUUCACAGAAGCUGAAUUAGCCAUCUUAAUCGAAGAGGUGACACAUAAAGAAGACAUGUUAUUUGGCCUGCAGGGUAAUGGCAUGACAACCUAUGAGAAAAAUAAGCUCUGGGUUGACAUCGCGCACAGGCUGUACGCAGUGUCUGGCAUGCAGCGCACGAUUAGCGAGAUAAAAAGGAGGUGGCAAGACCUGAAGCGAAGAACCAAGCAGAAAGUUGAAGACGCAAAGCUUCACAUUGCCAGGAACAGCCCCACCUCAUCUUUGUACCUCACAGCCAUGGAACAGAAAGUGUACGGCUCUCUCAAUAUCCACACCAUUGUGAAACAAGAAGAUAUCGCACAGCCACCUCUUCAGGAAGAGACUUGUCAUGCUAGAGACACUGGCUCCUCAGAAUACUAUGAAGAAGAGUCUUCAGAACAGAAGGCUUCGGGCUUACAGACUCAUACCUGUCAAGACCCUUCAGGUGCCCUUCAGACGCCCCCACACACCUACGCAGAACAGUCCAGCUCCAGCCCAUUUGGAAACCAAGAAAUUUCACCAGAAGGAAGCAGCACUUUUUCACGUCGGAACAAAGUAGAACCUGCAGCAAGCGAGGGCUCUCCCGCCAGAGGGACAGCGCAGGGCUCCUAUCCUGCACUGAGGGGGCAUUUGAAAGCCUGGAGUGGGACGAGCUGUAACAAGACUGUGCCACUGGGGUCCUUCGAGCAGCAGCUCCUGAGGGUUCACCGGGAGCACACCGCCGCUCUCAAGGACGGCUUCCGCACCCUCACCAGGCAGAACAGACUGAUCUACAGGGAGAUGUGCGAAACCAACAAGAACAUCGCCCGCAUUGCCUCCUGCCUCGCGGAAAAGAACGAGAGCGUGUCGGACCUGGCCGAGGAGCUCGUGGGCAUCCAUCACAAGAUCACGGAGAGCAUCGACGCCACCAACUGUCUCCAGGACAGGGUGAUCGACCUGCUGGCAUCCCAGCAGGAGCGCUCCGUCUUCGUGGUGCCCAGUGCUGUGAAGGCCCCUGUGCCCACUUCCUCCAUUGCGGAGCAGGAGAACACUGCACGCAGAGAGGAAACAAUGUGAUUGAACUAAUGGAGUAGCAGUUUACUCCACGUAUAUGUUAGUCAUCAUGUUACCUUGUUUCUUGUGUUGGAGAAAAUCCUUCUCUGUAUUUUAGGGACCGUAGCUUAUGAGUUUUUGAGCCAGGCUUUAAUACACUAGAACCUCCAGCCCCUCCACUGUUAUUUCCCAGUUUUGAAAAGUCACAUCUUUGUUGUUUUUUCAAUGAAAAGGUAUUUAUUGGAAGGAUGUUUGGCUAGAUGUGGGAAGGACAGCCUUAUCCAGUUUAUCACCCUUAGCUGUAAUUUAUAAAAGCAUUGCUUUAGGAUAUUUCAGCUAGCUGUUUAGAGAAAAAAAGCUUAAAAAUAUAAGAAAUAGUUUUCUUUUUUAGGAAGCUUCCAUACAGAUCUCUUAAACUUCUUUACAUGGUUUAAAAUGACUAUACUCAAUAAACCCAGCUAAUGAAUAAUUCAUGUAGUACAGUCAUAAAACUUUACUAUAAAGUGAAGCAUGCAUGCUUUUCACAUUUUUGAAAAUAUUUUUAAGUUUGAUGCAUAAAGUAACUUAAUAGGUAUGUGUUUAUGUAAGAUUUAUCAUAGACCUCCUGAUUAUUUAAAAGCCUUUCUGCUGCUGCACUGACAUUUUGUGCUUUUUGUAGUCUGUUUGGCACUUAUUUCCAUGGUUUGGAAGAAAGGAAAAGAAAUGCAAGAUUUUACUUUUACCAAAAUAUAAAAUGUGUCACUUUCUAUGUGCUUAAUAAUGGGACCAGAAGAUAAGGUAAGAAGUAAGAACAGGAGUUCAUGUGUUCAUGCUUCAUCUGUGGAUUAACUGUGCAGUAGUGAGUAGGUCCACUUCUUCCAGCAGUUGUUAUGGCUCAGGACCUGUUGGUAACAUUUGUCAAUACAGUACAGUAUAUGCAAUAUGGUAUAUCCAGAUAACAAUAAUAGACCUUAUGGAUUAUGUUGUGUAACAACUUUAAGGAACAAUGUUGUCAUUCAAGUAAAAGACAUAAAAUGAUAUUUUUUUGUUCAAAGUUCCCAUCCAUAUCCAGUGUAACUGUUGUAAGGCCAGUCAAUAUACGGUAUGAACGACAUUAAGAAAAUUGCAAUUUUCUUCAAUCACCAUGUUGAUCAAUUAGAGAAUUAUAAAUAAACAGUAUUUUCAUGAUCUCAUGGACAUAUAUAUGUAGAUGUUUAUAGUCUACUAAUUUCAUUACUUGUAAAUAUUUUUAUAACAAGUUCU
This is a messenger RNA of Lepisosteus oculatus (spotted gar), 2449 nucleotides long. RefSeq names its product myb-related transcription factor, partner of profilin-like. The record is from RefSeq and is a predicted model, not a curated record. NCBI's taxonomy places the organism in Eukaryota, Metazoa, Chordata, Actinopteri, Semionotiformes, Lepisosteidae.